Mucor mucedo is the source of this 1853-nucleotide messenger RNA. RefSeq lists its product as uncharacterized. Gene Ontology annotation, molecular function: mRNA 3'-UTR binding; poly(U) RNA binding; poly(A) binding. The transcript has 3 exons. The annotation marks the transcript as partial. The record is from RefSeq and is a predicted model, not a curated record. Lineage: Eukaryota; Fungi; Mucoromycota; Mucoromycetes; Mucorales; Mucoraceae. Gene Ontology annotation, cellular component: nucleus; cytosol; ribonucleoprotein complex.
AACAACAACAACAACAACAACAAGCAGCUGAACAGUUGUCUCAGCAACAACAACAGCAACAACAGCAGCAGCAACAGCAACAACAACAGCAACAGGGUCUUCCUAUCCAAGCUACCACCGCUCCUUCCCCUUCUGCUUCUUUAUAUGUCGGUGAACUUGAUCCCUCUGUAACUGAAGCAAUGCUUUUUGAAAUGUUCAAUAUGAUUGGUCCUGUUGCUAGUAUCCGUGUUUGUAGAGAUGCUGUGACCAGAAGAAGUUUAGGAUAUGCCUAUGUUAAUUUCCAUAACCUUGUCGAUGCUGAAAGAGCCUUGGAGUCUUUAAACUACAGUUUAAUCAAAGGUCGUGCCUGUCGUAUCAUGUGGUCCCAACGUGAUCCUGCCUUACGUAAGACGGGCAACGGGAACAUCUUUAUCAAGAACUUGGAUCCAACCAUUGACAAUAAGGCACUCCAUGAUACAUUUUCCGCUUUUGGUAAUAUUUUAUCUUGUAAAAUCGCUCAAGAUGAAGAAGGUAAAUCAAAGGGGUAUGGCUUUGUUCAUUAUGAAACUGAAGAAGCUGCUGAUAACGCCAUCAAGCAUGUUAAUGGUAUGCUCUUGAACGACAGAAAAGUUUACGUCGGACAUCACAUUCCCCGCAAGGAACGCCAGAGUAAGAUUGAAGAGAUUCGCUCUCACUUUACCAAUGUCUAUGUCAAGAAUUUAGCCGACAAUGUCACGGAUGAAGAAUUGAGUGAAAUGUUUGGCAAGUUUGGUCCUAUUACUUCUGCUGUCAUUACACGCGACAACGAUGGCAAGUCACGUGGUUUUGGUUUUGUCAAUUUUGAAGAUCAUGACGAUGCUUACCAUGCUGUUGAAGCUCUUAAUGAAACCGAGCAUCAUGGACAACAGUUGUAUGUCUCUCGUGCACAAAAGAAGAACGAACGUGAAGAAGAGUUGCGCCAUCAAUACGAGCAAGCCAAGCUUGAAAAAUUGAGUAAGUAUCAAGGUGUGAAUUUGUAUGUGAAGAAUUUGGAUGAUGACGUCGACGAUGAUCGUAUUCGACAAGAGUUCUCUGUGUAUGGUGUGAUUACUUCUGCCAAGAUCAUGCGUGAUGAAAAGACGGGUGCGAGUCGUGGGUUUGGGUUUGUUUGCUUUUCCUCCCCUGAAGAAGCAACGCGUGCUGUGACUGAGAUGAAUGGUCGUAUGUUGGGUUCCAAGCCUAUUUACGUUGCUCUUGCUCAACGUAAAGAAGUACGUCGUUCUCAACUCGAGAUUCAAAUGGCUCAGCGUAACCAGAUGCGUGUCAUGGGUAUGGGUGGUGUGGGUGCUCAACCUGGUUAUAUGCCUGGUGCUCCCAUGUUUUAUGCUCCUCCUGGAGGUUUCAUGCCUCAACAAGGUCAACGUCCUGUUUUCCCUCAAGGUAAUAUGAUGCCUCGUCCUCGUUGGGCUCAACAACAACAGCAGCAACAACAGCAACAACAACAACAACCUGGUUAUCCUCCUCAACCUAUGCCUCAAGGUUAUCCUCCUAUGCAAAGACCUCCUCGUGGUCCUCGUCCUCCUCGUGGUGGAGCCAGUGCAAGAGGUGGUCAUCGUCGACCUGGAGAGAUGCAUCAACAAGAAGGUGGAGAAUCCGGUAAUGAAUUAGACGGUGAACCCAAACCUUUGACAGCCAGUGCACUUGCUUCUGCUGCUCCUGAAGUUCAAAAGCAGAUGUUGGGUGAAAGAUUGUAUCCUUUAAUCAAUGCUCAAGAACCUGAGUAUGCUGGUAAAAUCACCGGUAUGCUUUUAGAAAUGGAUAAUACCGAACUCUUGCAUCUUGUAGAAGAUAAAGAGUCUUUACAUAGUAAGGUUCAAGAAGCUAUGGAAGUCCUC